Effrenium voratum is the source of this 4353-nucleotide messenger RNA. NCBI's taxonomy places the organism in Eukaryota, Dinophyceae, Suessiales, Symbiodiniaceae. The record is from the annotation of a GenBank genome assembly.
AUGAUGGGCUACGCCAUGACCAUCCACAAAGCCCAGGGCAUGAGCUUGGCGGCUGCAGUGGUGUAUUUCGAUUCCCCACACGCGCAGCCCGGCCUGGGCUACACAGCUGUGAGUCGUAUGACCACAGCCGAGAACUUACGCUUCGUAGUUCCGGACAUGCACUACCCAUGCAAAAAUAGCCUUGCGCACAUGCUCCACGCGCCCGACCGGGACAAUGAAGAGCGCGGCAUCACUGUCGCGCAGAUGACUUCGUCCUUGACGUGGGCCAAGGCACAGCUGACGAGGGAUGGGAAGCCCGGGUGUGAGGCCUUCAACAGGCCGGAGGUGUGGCUCAGCGCAGUCAUGGGCGCGGCUGAGCAAGUGGAGGCCAUCCUCCGAAGCGAAUGCGGCCCAGGCGAGACCAUCCUGACGCCUGCCGCGAGGAAGCCGUUCCAGAGUCUUCUCGCGCAGCUGAAAGUCAAGCGUGCGUCCGAGGUGCUGAACACCGUGGACUACCCCAACACCACUUCCUCGAAGCAGGAGACAGAGGUCAUGGCGGAGCAGCUGCUCAAAGGAUGGCUAAACUCAGUCAUGAUUAACCUGUAUGUGGCGACCAUGACGCUGCAGCAGGCCGCAGCCUUGGCUUCGAACCCGGACGUGGCGAAAGACCGCUUCUGCAACGGAGGAGCCCAGCCGACGGAGGAGUACGCGGCGUGGUGGCAAGCGCCGCAGAAUGGCAGAGCCUUCGCGCGCUGGCUGGCAGCCCAACACUGGCGCGCGGCCGCCAGCAAGCGGCACGCGCAGGGCGCGCCGCGAGAGGAGGUCGCCCCGGAUGCAGGGAACCCUUUGCAGUGGUCCCCGGUCGCCAACCCCAAGGUCAACAACACAGAGAGCGCGCCGCAGGGGCAGCCGACGCAAGCAGCGCCAGCGGCAGCAGAUGCGGCGCAGAGGCUGCCGGAAGAGACUGCGACUGCGGCGCCAGCGACAGAGAACGCGGCCCAGGAGGCGCCGGCAGAGAAGACCGAGGAAAAGAAACCGGCUGUGAAGGCUCCGGCGCCAAGUGCAGCCAAGAAAGCAGCAAAGACCAAGGCGAAGAAGACGGAAGAGGAGGUCAUCGAAAACACAGAGGAAGAAGACGAAGAGGAGGCAGAAGAAGUGAUCGAGGACACGCCGGUGGAGAAGACACGGCAGAAGGCAGCUAAGAAGGCAGUGAAGCAAAAGGCCAAGAAGGCAAAGCGCGAGGUGACCAGCGCGAGCAAGCCCUUCGCCAGGUUCAUGGAAGCCUUCGUGGCGAAUUUUGCCAGCGCGCCGUCGGCGCAGGCGCAGCCGGCGGGGAGUUUCGUGGGACGGCCCGAGGAUGUCGAGUUGCCGCUCACUCCGCGGAAGCAGCAUCCCUCCAAGGACGCCCUCCAGGCGCUGCUGGCGGAAGGGCGCCGGCCGCAGCUGGCGCCGCACCUCGUGGCCCAGGCGGCUGAGGCGGGCGCCCACUUGGGCAGCCGGAUCUGUGUGGAGGCCAUCUCCCAGUGCGCCAGGGCCAAGCUUUGGCAGGAGUCAGUGAGGCUCUUCGCCCAGAUGCGCGAUGUGAAGGUGGGCCCCACGGUGUUCAGCUACAACGCCACCAUCAGCGCCUGCGAGAAGUGCGGGCAAUGGCAGAGCGCACUUCUACUCUUCCAGCGCAUGGCGGAGGCCCAGAUCCGGCGGAGCGUGGUGAGCUAUAACGCGUGCCUCAGCUCGCUGGAGAAGGGCCAGCAGUGGCGGAAAGCGCUGGGGUUCUUCGGCUCCAUGCUGACCGGAAAGCUCUCUCCAGAUGUCAUCACCUACAACGCAACCAUCAGCUCAUGCGAGAAGGGGGGCCAGUGGCAGCGCGCGGUGGCUUUGCUGGGAGCCAUGCCCAAAGCAAAGGUGACGCCCAGCGCCAUCACCUACAACGCCGCCAUCAGCUCCUGUAAGGCCGAUGGCCACUGGCAGCUGGCCCUGGCGUUGCUGACUGCCAUGCCUCGGGCCAAGCUCAAGCCGGAUCUGAUCAGCUACAACGCCGCCCUCAGCACCUUUGAACGGCUGGGGCAGUGGCACCAUGCAUUGCGGCUCUUGGGACAUAUGCGCAAAAGCAGCGUCAGACCCAACGUCCGGACCUACAACAGCGCCAUCCGAUCUUGCGAAAACGGGCCGUGGCAAGUCGCCCUGGACCUCUUUGGAAGGUUGGUGCCAGAUGAGCUUAGCUUCAACGGAGUCAUCGGCGCGUGCAGGAGUGCGCAGCAAUGGCACUGGGCUCUGCACUUCCUGCUGGCCAUGCCAAAGCCCACUGCCUACAGUUACAACGGUACCCUGGGCUCCUUCGUGAAGGACGGCGAGUGGCAGAAGGCCCUUUGCUGCCUCCUGGCGAUGCCAAAAGCGCGCCUGGCGCCGGAUGUCUUGAGCUUCAAUGCCACCAUCAGCUCUUGCGAGAGGUUUGGCCAGUGGACUCUUGCACUGCACCUGCUGCAGCGCAUACUGGAGGCGCAGCUGGAGCCGUCAGUCAUCAGCUUCAACGCCACCAUGAGCUCCUGCGAGAAGGGGCUGCAAUGGCAACAUGCCCUGCAGUUGCUGGCCAAGAUGCCGGAACAUGAGGUGCCCAGAGACGUGAUCACCUACAACGCGGCCAUCAGUGCCUGCCAGAAGGGCGAGCAGUGGCUUCACGCGCUGAGCCUGCUGCAGCUGAUGCGCGCGUCGCGGCAGGCCGAUGUGAUCAGCUUCAACGCGGCCAUCAGCGCCUGCGAGGGGCAGCCGCAGCACGCGGUGGACCUCUUCCACGAAAUGGAGACGUUACAUCUGUGGCCGGACACCAUCUCCUACAACGCAGUCAUCGUCAGCUGUGAAGAUUGGCAGCUGGCGCUGCACUUCCUGGCGCGCAUGGGGCACCCUGACCUCGUGAGCUACAGCUCCGCGCUGCAGGUCUGCGAGCGGCAGCACGCCUGGCGCCAGGUGCUGAAGCUCUUCGGGGAAGUGAGGAAGGCGGUCCCUUUGGACCGAUUCAGCUACCGCCCGACCAUUGCGGCCUGCGGCCAGGGGGGCCACUGGCAACUGGCGCUGGCCCUUUUCGAAGAAAUGGACCCAGACGAUGCGUCGGACGUGCUGGCUGCGGUAUUGAGCGCCAUGGAGAAAAACCGGCAGUGGCAGCGGGCCUUGUGGCUCUUUGAGCAAGAGAGGCCGGAGACUGGGUAUGAUGCGCUGGCCUACAACGCUACCAUGAGCGCAUGCGCGCGGGAGAAGUUCUGGGCUGAGGCCCUGCGGCUAUUGGAAGACAUGUGCAAGGCCGAAGUGUUGCCGGACCACGUGACGCUGGCGGUGGUUCUGCAGGCCCAGACCGACUGGCGCCUUGCGUUGUGCCUCUUUGAAGAGCUGAAGAUCAGGCCUGGCCUAGUCGCUUACAACGCCCUGAUGGACAUCUCGGAGGACACGACGUCCGACGCGCUCUUCGCCGCUGCUCUGGAGGACAACCUGCUGCCGAACCUGGUAAGACCCGAGGGCCUGCUGGACCUGCACGAGCUCUCCUUUGGCAGUGCCAAGAGUGCAGUGCGCUGGUGGCUGCAGACGCGGGGAGGGGAGUGCAUCCUCAUCACUGGCUGGGGCAAGAGUCGGGCCGAGUGGAUGUCUGGGGACCUCAAGGGCCGGCUCCUGGCCUGGAAAGAGCUGGGCCUGUGCCUGCCGAUGCCCAACCCGGGGCGCCUGCGCUUCGCCUGGAGCGGGCCGGCCCUGGCGGCGCUCUGCGGCACCUUCUGCCAGGUCACCAAACCUCGACGCGCUGCUCGACGAGGAUGGGGCGACGACGUGAGCUUCUUUGAUGCUACGGUGAAAGAAAACGUGGAGGCGGCCGAGGGCCUAAGACUGAUCUCCAUUGAGGCGCCAGAGGAGGUGUCCUCGCCCUUCCAGCGAGGUGGCCAGUUUGUGCAGGCAAAGGCCUCCGAGGAGGACAAGGCCUCCUUCUACGCCGUGUCCAGCCCGCCGAGCAAAGGCGAGCUGGAGUUCCUCAUCAAGGACGUUGAGUCCAACGCCUGGCUCACCAGCUCCGGGGCAGGCGACCUGGUAAAGCUCAGUGAGGUGAUGGGUAAGGGCUUUGACCUCGACUGCGAGGCAUGGAAAAAUGUGAGCCAGGUGAACAUCUUCGCCACUGGCUCUGGCAUCGCGCCCAUCAGGGCGGUGAUCGAGUCGGGAGCGCUGGCAGGCAAGCAAUCGAGGCUCUACUUGGGCGCACGCCGCGAAGGCGCUAUAGCAUAUGCCGAUCGCUUUGAGGACUGGAGGAGCCCAGGGCAUCGAGGUGAUCCCAGCCCUCUCGCAAGGGGAGGAGUCUUGGAAAGGGCGCCGCGGGUAUGUGCAAGAGGUCAUGCGCGAGGAUGA